AUGAGUAUCAGUGAGGUGUUUGGCGAAUUUCGCUGCGGAAAGACGCAACUCUCACACACCAUGUCUGUCAUUGCACAGCUGCCAAAAGACAUGGGCGGUGCUGAGGGCAAGGUAGCCUAUAUCGGUGCGUCGCUUUCUUGUAAUCGUUAG
Bipolaris victoriae FI3 is the source of this 150-nucleotide messenger RNA. RefSeq lists its product as hypothetical. The transcript has a single exon. NCBI's taxonomy places the organism in Eukaryota, Fungi, Ascomycota, Dothideomycetes, Pleosporales, Pleosporaceae. Gene Ontology annotation, biological process: DNA repair; mitotic recombination; reciprocal meiotic recombination. The record is from RefSeq and is a predicted model, not a curated record. Gene Ontology annotation, molecular function: single-stranded DNA binding; ATP binding; DNA strand exchange activity. Gene Ontology annotation, cellular component: condensed nuclear chromosome. Bases 1 to 150 code for a protein of 49 amino acids.